AAUGCCACACUCAGCACGGCGCGCUCUGGAUUCUGUAGACUUUCACGUGAGAGAACGCGACAAAACCACGUAGUGCACAAUUCUCUUCAAGGGAGAGGUCUUGUUUAGGUUUGGCGCGGGAUGCUUUUUUCGGUGCGAAUGCGGCAUUUGCGGCACUAAGAUGAUUCCGUGGUCAUAUUUAGGAUGGUAAAGUCAUCUUGUUCUUUUUCGUCUUUUUUUUCACGCCAAGGCAUCAGCCCGAUUGCAGCGAAUGGGCAUAGUGGGCUAUAGUUCACUGCUAACUAAGAAAGUGCACGUCCGUUUGGGGGUCUGGCUCUGAGAAGAUGUAAGGAUCAACAAGCUAUUUUUCCCCAGUGGUUUCAAAACAAAAAUGCAGAAAGGAAUGCGACUCAAUGAUGGCCAUGUAACCUACCUGGGUCUUCUGGCAAAGAAAGAUGGCACGAGACGAGGCUGUUUGAGCAAAAAGAGCUCAGACAACACAAAAUGGCACACCAAGUGGUUCGCUUUGCUGCAGAAUAUGCUCUUUUAUUUUGAGAACGAAUCCAGCUCUCGCCCCUCUGGAUUAUACCUGUUGGAGGGUUGCGUUUGUGACAGGGCACCGUCGCCAAAGCCUUCCCUGUCGGCCAAGGAAUGUUUGGAAAAACAGUACUACUUCACCAUCAGCUUCAACCACGACAACCAGAAGGCCCUGGAGCUGCGCUCGGAGGACGUGAAGGACUGCGACGAGUGGGUGGCGGCAAUAACACACGCCAGUUACAGGAACCUGGCCACCGAGCAUGAGACCCUCAUGCAGAAGUAUCUCCACCUACUCCAGAUUGUGGAGACAGAGAAAACGGUUGCUAAGCAACUUCGACAACAGAUAGAGGAUGGGGAAAUCGAGAUCGAGCGACUAAAAUCAGAGAUUGCCGGGCUGCUGAAAGACAACGAGAAGAUCCAGGCCAACCCGACGGCCGCUCCCAGCGACGAUGACUCGGAGAUCAAGAAGAUCAAAAAAGUGCAGAGUUUCCUGCGCGGGUGGAUGUGUCGCAGGAAGUGGAAGACCAUCAUCCAGGACUACAUCCGCUCGCCGCACGCCGAGAGCAUGCGCAAGCGCAACCAGGUGGUGUUCAGCAUGCUGGAGGCGGAGGCCGAGUACGUGCAGCAGCUGCACAUCCUGGUCAACAACUUCCUGCGGCCGCUGCGCAUGGCCGCCAGCUCCAAGAAGCCCCCCAUCACCCACGACGACGUCAGCAGCAUCUUCCUGAACAGUGAGACCAUCAUGUUUCUGCACCAGAUAUUCUACCAGGGGUUGAAGGCGAGGAUAGCGAGCUGGCCAACGCUGGUUCUGGCCGACCUGUUCGACAUCCUGCUGCCCAUGCUGAACAUCUACCAGGAGUUUGUGCGCAACCACCAGUACAGCCUGCAGAUCCUGGCCCACUGCAAGCAGAACCGCGACUUCGACAAGCUGCUGAAGCAGUACGAGGCCAAGCCCGACUGCGAGGAGCGGACGCUGGAGACCUUCCUCACCUACCCCAUGUUCCAGAUCCCCCGCUACAUCCUGACCCUCCACGAGCUGCUGGCCCACACACCCCAUGAGCAUGUGGAGAGGAACAGCCUGGACUACGCCAAGUCCAAACUGGAGGAGCUGUCCAGAAUCAUGCACGACGAGGUCAGCGAGACGGAAAACAUCCGGAAGAACCUGGCCAUCGAGCGCAUGAUCGUGGAGGGCUGCGAGGUCCUCCUGGACACCAGCCAGACCUUCGUCCGACAAGGCUCUCUCAUCCAGGUCCCCAUGAGUGAGAAGGGGAAGAUCACACGCGGGCGCCUGGGCUCUCUGUCCCUGAAGAAGGAGGGGGAGAGGCAGUGCUUCCUCUUCUCCAAACACCUAAUCAUCUGCACCAGGGGCUCUGGGGGCAAACUGCACCUCACCAAGAACGGCGUGGUCUCGCUCAUCGACUGCACGCUGAUGGAGGAGACGGAGGGGACGGAGGACGAGACCAAAACGGACAAGAGCGGGCAGGACAUGGAGCACCUGGACUUCAAGGUGGUGGUGGAGCCCAAGGACAGCCAGUCCUUCACCGUCAUCCUGGUGGCCUCGUCACGACAGGAGAAAUCUGCCUGGACCAGCGACAUCAGUCAGUGCAUCGAUAACAUCAGGUGUAAUGGUCUGAUGAUGAACGCGUUUGAAGAGAACUCUAAAGUCACAGUGCCACAGAUGAUCAAGUCAGACACCAGCCUGUACUGCGAUGAUGUGGACAUCCGCUUCAGUAAGAUGAUGAACUCGUGCAAAGUGCUGCAGAUCCGCUACGCCAGCGUGGAGAGGCUGCUGGAGCGGCUCACUGACCUGCGCUUCCUGUCCAUCGACUUUCUCAACACCUUCCUGCACUCGUACAGGGUGUUCACCAGCGCCCACGUGGUGCUCGACAAGCUCAUCGCCAUCUACAAGAAGCCCAUCAGCGCCAUCCCCGCCCGGUCGCUGGAGCUGUUCUUCGCCAGCAGCCAGAACAACAAGCUGCUGUACGGCGAGCCCCCGAAAUCCCCGCGGGCCAGCCGCAAGUUCUCCUCCCCGCCCCCGCUCUCCAUCACCAAGUCCUCCUCCCCGAACCGCCGGCGCAAGCUGUCCCUCAACAUCCCCAUCAUCACGGGGGGCAAGGCCCUGGACCUGGCGGCCCUCGGCUGCUCCCCCAACGGCUAUGCAAGCAUGUACUCCAGCGUGUCUCCCUUCAGCAAGACCACGCUGGACAUCAACAAGCUCUACGUGUCCAGCUCCAUGGCCAACAAGAUGGCCGACGAGGCCGAGGGCACCAAGGCCGACAGGGCUGAGGAGCCGUCGCUGUGCAAACAAGACAUCUCCGAGAGGGAGGAGGGCGACAGCGAGCAGCACCAGAGCGACGAGGCCGAGCCAGAGACCUCCCCCACCAAGUCCCCCACCACCCCGAAAAACGUGAAGUGCAAAAACUCCUCAGAAUUCUCCCUGUUCUCCUACAACAACGGCAUGGUGGUGUCGUCCUGCCGGGAGCUGGACAGCACCCGCAGCGCCCUGUCAGCGGCCUCCGCCUUCGCCAUCGCCACUGCGGGCGCCAACGAGGGCACGCCCACCAAGGAGAAGUACCGCCGCAUGUCCCUGGCCAGCACGGGGUUUCCCACAGACCAGAGGAAUGGAGAUAAAGAGUUCAUCAUCCGCAGAGCUGCGACCAACCGGGUCCUCAACGUCCUGCGGCACUGGGUGUCCAAGCAUUCACAGGACUUUGAGACUAACACAGAGCUGAAGCAGAAGGUGAUCAGCUUCCUGGAGGAGGUGAUGCACGACCCCGAGCUCCUGACCCAGGAGAGGAAAGCAGCCGCCAACAUCAUCAGAACGCUGACCCAGGAAGAUCCAGGUGACAGCCAGCUUAGCAUGGAGGAGAUAGCGCAGCUGCAGGUUGAGUGUGUGAAGUCAGAGCCGUUUGAGUGCCACUCUGCCCUUGAGAUCGCUGAGCAGCUGACCCUGCUGGACCAUCUAGUGUUCAAGGUCAUCCCUUACGAAGAGUUCUUUGGCCAGGGCUGGAUGAAGACCGACAAAAAUGAGAAGACUCCCUACAUAAUGAAAACCACCAAGCAUUUCAACGAUAUAAGCAACCUGAUUGCCACGGAGAUCCUGCGCUGUGACGACGUCAACACGCGCGUGGCGGUGAUGGAGAAGUGGGUGGCGGUGGCGGACAUCUGCCGCUGCCUCCACAACUACAACGCCGUGCUGGAGAUCACCUCCUCCCUCAACCGGAGCUCCAUCUUCCGCCUCAAGAAGACCUGGCUGAAGGUCUCCAAGCAGACCAAAACGGUGAUUGACAAGCUGCAGAAGCUGGUAUCUUCUGAGGGACGGUUUAAGAACCUGCGGGAGGCUUUGAAGAACUGUGACCCGCCCUGUGUUCCUUACCUGGGGAUGUACCUGACUGACCUGGCCUUCAUCGAAGAGGGGACACCCAACUACACCGAGGACAACCUGGUCAACUUCUCCAAGAUGAGGAUGAUUUCUCACAUCAUCAGAGAAAUCAGACAGUUCCAGCAGACGGCUUAUAAGAUUGACUUCCAGCCGAAGGCUGCGCAGUAUCUGCUGGACAACAGCUCGGUGUUGGAUGAAGAGAGCUUGUACGAAGCGUCCCUCAGAAUCGAGCCCAAGGUGCCCAGCUAAGGAGGGCAGCGCUAACCCCAAAGGCUCCACGCUAUACAGACACUAUAUCAUAUGUACAUAAUCCUUUAUUUGUAUUAGACCAUCUUAGACCUAUCCUUCUAGUAUGUGUUUCUGAAAGGACUUGUGUAUCCUCGUUAUUUGAAGUUAACUAGAAACCUUAAAGACAUUUUUUUAUGUAAAGUUUUUGUGGGGGGGGAAUACACUUAGAAGCUUAUUUGUUAUUUACUGUUGUUUUGUCUGCAUUCAAUCAAAUAGUCAUUAUUUUAUACAAAAAAGAAGAAAAAAAAACUUUAAAGUAGAAAGAAACCAACUAGGGGUGGCUUGUACUGGGUCCCUGGGCAUAUGCCGUACCAACUCUUCGGGAGUUGUCACAUGUAAAGGUGUAUUUUAAUACUUCGCCAUUAAAUUUGAUUUCUAAAUUAUUUUUCAGAUCAAGUUCUUUACAUGGAGUUAAAUCCUGCACUUCCGAGUGAGGCUGAAGUGAUAGUGUGAUCACUCGUGUUCACGGGGAGAAAUGUCACCUUUUCUUUGAUGAAAAAAAGAUAUUUAUUUUGUUUAUGAGUUAACGCCAAUGAUGUAGCAAUGUAAAAAAAAAAAAAAAGAACGAAAAGAAUCGAAACAUUAAACGACAAUAUGUGAUUACAUGGAUAUGUGUGCCAAAAGUCUUUAAAAGGUAUACCCCCUAGCUAAUGAAACUACACGGGUCUGAGGUCUUACUGAACCCAGAUCAGUUUCUUUGUUUGCUGUUGGCUUUCGUUUGCCAGGAUUUCAUGAUUCACUGACAUUGAAGUCCACUCGUUUGCAUCUGGCAAUACAGUGGUGGCAGUCCAGCUGCGUUUGGAGGGGCAGCUGCUUUUGAUAGUUUUGCCAUUCUCACUUGAUUGCAUCUAACCUGACAGAAUUGCCUUGUGCUCCUCUUAUGAAAUUGGCUGUCAUGCAAUCUUGCUUUACUAAUAAGCCGGUGCGCUGGUGAAACCAGGAGCAUGCUUUUACGUUUCGGAGGAACCAUCCAGAAAGGUUUCUUUUCGGCAAACAGGAAUCAGGUUGGAUGGCACCACCUAUAUGCACUGCGACAAUAACAAAAUAUUAUUAUUUUAUGAUUAUUUUAAAGCAGAACUUUUUAAAUGACCUUUUUGUUGUUCUUGACAUGAUUUGGUGUAAAGUUAUUAAGAAAAUGGUAACUUUAGAAGAAAAAACAAUCAGCUGAAGAUGGGUAGAGAUGGGAGAGUGAGGUUCCAUGGGUUCCAAAAUUGGCUCUGUAACUUGCGCUAUGUGUUGACUAUUUUGAACCAAUCAUAAUGAAGGUAAUUUGAUUCUGGUUCUUAUGAGUCGAUGAUUGAUGACCCAUGGUAGCUCUCCAUAUUGAGAUUCAUGAAGAGUGACCUCCCCAUGACUGCUGGUGUAUGGUCUUUACUUUAAUUGGUCAAGCUUGUUAAUAAUGAAAGUGACCAAUCAAAAACACUUUCAGGAUGAAUGUUAAAGGGAAAUCCUCUGUUUUUGUAAUUUUUUACUCGACGGCAUACUUUGGCACAGCUCAGCUAUGUUUGCAGUUGUUAAAGCUUUCAAGCCUUUUCAGUCUAGGUAGGACUCAUUUUUCAGUCUAAACCAUAAAAGUGAGGAAUUGACUUUUCGUUCAACAUGAGCAAGACCCAAAAAUAUUGCAUGUUUUGAAAGCUUUUGCAGAUCAGAGGUAGACUCUUACAUGUUUUUAAGUGCUUUGUUGUGAUCUGAUGGGUCAGGCAGCUGAUUUAAUGUGAGCAGAGAUCAGUACACAGUAAUGUAACCCUGCAGUCUUCUGUCCUUAUUGAAACAUUGAUAUCAUUCAACCUGUAGUCAAGAUACUGUUUGACCAGCUUACCAUUUGAGCUUUAACAACCGUUAAAAAAACUCCAGUACAGGUUCAUAAAAACAGGUUCACAAUGCUAUUGGAUGAUAGAACUACUCCACUAUUGGAUAAUAACUGGGGAAAACACAGAGUGCAGUGUUUGGUAGAUGAAAUGCAUGAAGUGACUGUGCUUUUAACAUAUGUGAAUAACCUAUUGACUGUGCACCUUUAUUAAUCUGCACAAGUAUACCAUUGUUGAAACUUGAAUGCUGCAAGUUUUUUAUUUUGUUUUUUUUUAGAUACAAAAAGACUUUGUUCCAGUAUAUCAAUGUUUAAAUAAGGAAAAGAUGCACAAAUCUUUACUGUGGGCUUAUAUUGGCAUAUAUUGGUAUUCCCAUUUUUCAUUUGUAGCAAACUAAGAGGAGUGCAGUAAUUUGCAGUGCAGUAAUUUGGUACAUAUGAAAUAUUGAUCAGCAUUGGGUAUGUGUUUUGUCCGUUCAUAGUAGGAGUUUUACACUGCUGGAAUGAUGAUACUGGGCUCUUAAAUGUGGAUGAAUCACCUGACAGUGUAAUAAAGUGGUACCUCAGUGUAGUCAGUUAAACAAUGCUUUGAUCUUUGGAUUGGGUGGAGAAACCUACCAAUGACAGCCAAAACAGGAAAGCUGACUCUUUCUUUGACCCUGCAGGAGUAUCUGACUCUCAGUGCUGGGGUGUCUGACUCUUAAUGCUGGAGUGUCUGACUCCUCGUUUAAAGGUGUCUGAUUCUUAAUGCAGCAGUGUCAUGCUUGUUUGGUUUCAGCCAGCUGUCCUGAAUUGACUGGUUCACAAAGAUUAACCAGCAAUACAAAUUUAGUUAAAAGAAAAAAAAUCCUGUCAGUAUAUUUAAUUAGCACAGUGCACAAGUAUAAAUUGUUGUUUACAAUUCUAAAAAACUGAAAUUGAAGCAAAACGAAGUUAGACACUUCUGCAUUAAUACAAAUUGGGAGGAACAUUUAUUUAUUUAUUUAUUUGUAUUCUAUUAUGGGUGAAGAUGCAGUAUUUAUUGAUUAGGCAAUAAAGUGCACUGAGAGAGGGGGAAGGGGAUAGAGAUAGAAUGAGAAAGAGAGAAAAAUCUGUAGUUCUGCAAGAGAUUUAAAUAGUGAACAGAUCUUGUCAUACAUUGUUGACAAAACCAUGUACUGCUUUAUGUCGAUAUGACAGGAGAAACUGCAAAGGCAGCACAGAGCAGGUUAGCUCAGUUAAUUAUUAGCGCAUAGUAAUUCAGAAACAAUACAGCCCAAUUAUCCUUACAUCAUGACUCUGUAAGAGAGGAUUUGGCCUCUACAUAGAGUGGAGGAUGUGAACUCUCUCCAGUGACUGGAACACAACUCAUUGUCACACAGUCAAUUGGAUUGUUUUUAAGUAAUAUUUCAGAAGCAAAAAGCAAAACAAACAGUAUGACUGCGUAAGAUUUUUGAUGGUAUUUUUGUAAUGUGGCAUAAAAAUGAGGAAAAGGGAAGAUAUUGCAUCUAUGAGGGAAAAUUAAAAGUUGUAUUUUAUAUAAACUUGCCAAUUCACACAACAGAAAUGUACGCUGUAUAUUUUGUACAUGCAGCCUGCCAUAUAUAUCUUCGAAGAUAUAUAUUUAUAUUUAUCUUGUGUAACCGUGUAAAGCACACCAUCUUUACAGCAUUAUAUCCCCGUAUGCUUACAAACCUAAAAUGCGAAAAAAAUUGUGAUAUGUAGAUCCAUGAUUUAGAAGUAGAAGACAACCUUAAAAGUGUUUUUGCAUUUACUGUAAUCCUGUCUAUAAUCACUAUCUUAGCAGGAAUAUAGUAAUGUAGUGCUUAUUCUGUGAAUAUUUGUAGGUAUUUUUACUAUGUACAGUAUAGAAACACAUUCACCACUCCACUGGCUGGCAUGCACCACUGUAACAAACAGAAUCUUUAAAAAAGUUUAACAUCUAUAUAUAUUUAGCUACAGUUAUAUAUACAUACUGUACACACAUAUACAUGCACAUACACUUAUAAAUAAUACAUAUAUUAACAUACAAACGUUUUGCUGUGAGCAAUACCCAGUGGUAUGAGAGUUAUCUUUCAAUCCUUAAGUUUAUUUCCACAGCUUGAGAUAUAUUUCCAGUUUUGUAUAAAAAUGUAAUGUUUCCUGAUUACCUCUUGCUAAUAAAUCUAUUCUAUCUCAGGGG
Anguilla anguilla (European eel) is the source of this 8154-nucleotide messenger RNA. RefSeq names its product Ras protein specific guanine nucleotide releasing factor 1 (gene rasgrf1). The coding region runs from base 371 to 4147 and encodes 1258 amino acids. Gene Ontology annotation, biological process: positive regulation of GTPase activity; Ras protein signal transduction. Gene Ontology annotation, molecular function: guanyl-nucleotide exchange factor activity; protein binding. NCBI's taxonomy places the organism in Eukaryota, Metazoa, Chordata, Actinopteri, Anguilliformes, Anguillidae. Gene Ontology annotation, cellular component: plasma membrane. The record is from RefSeq and is a predicted model, not a curated record. The transcript is spliced from 27 exons.